CCCCCCUCAGUCAAAGGAACACUCGUCGCCAUGAGUUUCAAGGGUUUUCAGAAGAGUAUUUCACGUGCCCCGCAGCAGCUGAAAUUGAAGUUCAAUAUCGGCGAGCACACUACCGAUGCCGUAUACACCGACGCCGAACGGCGCUUCCAAGAGCUCGAGAAGGAGACCAAGAAGCUGCACGAUGAGUCGCAGAAAUAUUUUCAAGCCAUAAACGGCAUGUUGAACCACCAGAUCGAAUUCUCCAAAGCAAUCGCCGAGAUCUACAAGCCCAUCUCCGGCCGCGCCUCCGACCCCAACUCGUACGAAGAUGAAGGAAACCACGAGGGAAUCCGGGCCUGCGAGGAAUACGAAGCUAUCGUCAAGGAUCUGCAGGAAGCCCUGGCCCCGGAGCUGGAGAUGAUCGAAGCCCGCGUCAUCAGCCCCGCGGAUCAACUGCUGGAGGUGAUCAAGGUGAUCCGCAAGGUGUCGGUCAAACGUGACCACAAGAAGCUUGACUAUGACCGCCGCCGCGCCACGCUGAAGAAGCUGGAGGAGAAGAAGGACAAGUCGAUCAAGGACGAGAAGGCCCUGUACAAGGCGGAGAACGAUGUCGAACAGGCCACCCAGGAGUUCAACUACUAUAACGAUCUGAUGAAGGAAGAGCUGCCCAAGCUCUUUACUCUGGAGGCCGAAUUCAUCCGCCCUCUAUUCCAGUCCUUCUACUACAUGCAACUCAACGUUUUCUACACCCUGCACGAGAAGAUGCAAGGUAUGCAAAUCAGCUACUUCAACCUCGACCUUGACGUGGAGGAGGCCUUCGAGCAGAAGCGAGGCAAUGUUCAGGAACAAGCCGAGGCUCUCGCCAUCGUCCACUUCAAGACCAAGGGGGUUGGUCGUUCCGGCUCCAAGUUAGGCCCCAAGGGCCUCGAGGCCAAGGGGUCUAUAAACCGCGGGCGGUCCGACUCCGUCUUGACCGAUAACCCCCCACCCCCAUAUUCAUCAGCUGCCGUUUCCAGUCCGACGGGCAGCUUCUCCUCCGCAGCCAAGGCCAAGCCGGCACCCCCGCCCCCGAAGCCGAAGCCCUCUCACCUUAGCAAGCCCGCCGAGAGCGUGGUUGCCCUGUACGAUUACGAAGCCCAGGCCCACGGAGACCUCGGAUUUUCUGCGGGCGAUGUGAUCGAGAUCAUUCACCGCACCGACAACCAGAACGAGUGGUGGACCGGUCGCGUCGACGGCCGGGAGGGCCAAUUUCCUGCCAACUAUGUUCAGUUGCAAUAGCACUGGUGUUUGGCAUGUCUAGCUUUGUGAUCUUCCCUGCUCUGGCGCAUAUGGUCCUAUUACAUAGAGCGUUCUGUAAAUACCUUCGUUUUCUUUAAUCGAUUGGCUCGGCUGGAUGGAAAUGGU
Molecule: messenger RNA, 1383 nt
Organism: Penicillium cinerascens
Lineage: Eukaryota; Fungi; Ascomycota; Eurotiomycetes; Eurotiales; Aspergillaceae
Product: amphiphysin
Exons: 3
Coding region: 31-1257 (408 amino acids)
Biological process (GO): plasma membrane tubulation; endocytosis; actin cortical patch localization
Cellular component (GO): actin cortical patch; mating projection tip; medial cortex
Molecular function (GO): protein binding; lipid binding
Source: RefSeq, a predicted model, not a curated record